AGGCCACCUCCCCCCUCCCUCUCUCCCUCCCUCCUCAUCUACAUCCCACUUUCUCUCUCUAUACAUACAAAUUUUAUAUAUACAACCUCUCUCUCUCUCUCUCUCUCUACUUCUUCUUGAUUGAUUGCUUCAUUGAUUUAUGGACAAAGGGUGGGGGCUCACCCUUGAUUCUGAUUCAAUUGGUUUUUUUCCAAAUAAACCGGCCGGGUUGAGUUUAACUCCGAGAUUGAACCGGAGCCGAGGCGGUAUGUUUUCAGGAAUUGAGUUUCCGGUUAGAUUAAACCGGAGGGAAGAGCAGCACACUGCUCUGCAACCGUCUGAUGAGAAUCGGACGGUUGUCAACGAAGUCGACUUUUUCUGUGAUAAGAAAAAGUCGACAAAAGAGGAUGAUUAUAUGGAUUCCAAAGCAAGUAUUAGCCGUGUCAAGAAAGAGAAUUCUCACGAAACUGGUCCCGGAAUGGACUUGGAUGUAAAUACAGGUUUGCACCUUCGUACGACUAACACGGAAAGUGAUCUGUCAACGGUGGACGAUGGGAUUUCAUCCCACGUGGAAGAUAAACGAGCUAAGAUCGAGAUGGCAGUAUUGCAAGCUGAGGUUGAAAGAAUGAAUGCUGAAAACCAGAGGUUAAGAGGGAUGCUCUCUCAAGUUAGCAACAAUUACAGUGCUCUACAGUUACACUUAAUUACAUUAAUGCAACAACAGCAACAACAACAGCAACAGCAGAGUUCAAGAGCCGAAGCCACUCACCAACAUGAGAUAUUAGAAGCAAGGUCAGAAGAUAAGAAACAUGAGGGUGGUGGAGGACCAGUGGUGCCAAGACAAUUCAUGGACUUAGGACCAAGUGCCACAGCUGAGACAGAUGAUCAACCAUCUCAUUCUUCAUCAGAAGAAAGAACACAAUCAGCCUCACCUCAUCCCAACAACAACAAAAAAGACAUGGUUCCAUUAGUUGGAAGAGAAGAGAGUCCAGAAUCAGAAGGUUGGGUUCCCAAUAAGGUUCCCAAAUUGAAUCCUUCUAAGACUAAUGUUGAUCAGGCCACUGAAGCUACCAUGAGAAAAGCCCGGGUCUCCGUUCGAGCUCGCUCCGAAGCUCCCAUGAUCACUGACGGAUGUCAAUGGCGCAAGUAUGGACAGAAGAUGGCGAAAGGGAACCCAUGUCCUCGAGCUUACUACCGGUGCACCAUGGCGGUUGGUUGUCCAGUGCGCAAACAAGUUCAAAGGUGUGCCGAGGACAGAACAAUCCUAAUAACAACCUAUGAAGGUACUCACAACCAUCCCCUCCCUCCGGCAGCCAUGGCAAUGGCAUCAACCACAUCAGCUGCAGCAAGCAUGCUACUUUCUGGCUCGAUGUCAAGUGCAGACGGGCUCAUGAACCCUAAUUUCCUCGCUCGAGCAAUCCUUCCAUCCUCAUCGAGCAUGGCGACAAUUUCAGCCUCAGCACCAUUUCCAACAGUCACAUUAGACCUAACCCACACUAGUCCCAACCCACUGCAAUUCCAAAGACCCCCUACCCAAUUUCCAGUCCCCUUCGCCUCUGUUCCAACCCCACCACAACCGGCGGCUCAUGUCUUCGGGCAAGCCCUAUAUAACCAAUCAAAAUUCUCCGGCCUCCAACUUUCUCAAGAUAUAGAUGCAGCCCAAUUAGGUCACCAAGCUCCACCUCCACAAUUGCACCACCAACAACCACCACCGAACCACUCAUCAUUUGCUGACACUCUUAGCGCCGCCACAGCCGCCAUCACUGCAGAUCCCAAUUUCACCGCUGCUCUUGCUGCCGCCAUCACCUCCAUUAUGGGCGGUGGUCAGCAGCCAAACAGCAACAAUCCCACGACCACGGCUUCCACCACCACUACCACCAACACCACAACAAGCAAUAGCAAUAAGAUUGGCAGCUUUCCAGUGAACUGAAUGUGAUUAAAACUUUUUAUUUUGCUGUUUCUUUUUUUUUUUUUUUGGGUGGGGGUGCCAAUUUCCUUUUCUUUUUACAUUUUUAGGGGGUAAGAAUGAGCCGGGUUUUACAUAUCGGGAUUUUAAGUUUUUGAUGUCAAUACUAUAUGAUAUUUAUAAAUAUAUGACUGUUGAUAUCGAUAUAUAUUCCGAUACCCGUUAUUUUAGAUCAUGAGACAAGAUCGUGAUGCUGUACAUUUUUGUUUUUAUUGUUGGAGGCGGGGAGAUAGGACACAAAAAUUUCAUUCUUUCUUUUGUUGUUUCAAGUAAUAUUUUUUUUUCAUAUUUUGUAGUAAAUACACAAAAGAAGAAAUAUUAUUGGAGAUGUUUGUUUAUUGAAUUCA
This is a messenger RNA of Camellia sinensis, 2292 nucleotides long. RefSeq names its product putative WRKY transcription factor 31. Gene Ontology annotation, molecular function: DNA-binding transcription factor activity; sequence-specific DNA binding. NCBI's taxonomy places the organism in Eukaryota, Viridiplantae, Streptophyta, Magnoliopsida, Ericales, Theaceae. Gene Ontology annotation, biological process: regulation of DNA-templated transcription. The record is from RefSeq and is a predicted model, not a curated record.